This is a messenger RNA of Closterium sp. NIES-67, 415 nucleotides long. Lineage: Eukaryota; Viridiplantae; Streptophyta; Zygnematophyceae; Desmidiales; Closteriaceae. The record is from the annotation of a GenBank genome assembly.
UCUCUGCCGCUGUUGCUGAGACAGCCUCUGCUGCUGAGACCGCUGUGGCAGCCUCAGCACAAUCUCGUCAAGGUAGGGGAAACCAGGCCUGGAAAGGGCGUGGCGGCGGGAGGGGUGGCGGCGGUAGCAGGGGUGGCGAAGGUGGCAGUGGUGGUGGAGGGGACGGUGGUGCAGACGAAGGGACCGGGACUGGUGCCCCGGCGCAGCAGCAGGAGCAGCAGCAGGAGCAGCAGCAGGAGCAGCAGCCCCAGCAAUAGCAGCAGCAGCAGUAGUCGCAGCAGCAGCAGCCGUGGGCACCCCCACCGCUGUGGUGGCCUGGAGGCUCUGGUGGUGGUGGUCGUGGAAGUGGGCCACGCAGCUCGGUGUCGGGUGGCGGCUCCAGUGCAAUGACCUGCCAGUUCCAGCUUAGGUCCGA